Messenger RNA from Trichechus manatus latirostris (Florida manatee), 4852 nucleotides. RefSeq names its product slit guidance ligand 3 (gene SLIT3). Lineage: Eukaryota; Metazoa; Chordata; Mammalia; Sirenia; Trichechidae. The record is from RefSeq and is a predicted model, not a curated record. Gene Ontology annotation, molecular function: Roundabout binding; calcium ion binding; heparin binding. Gene Ontology annotation, biological process: axon guidance. The transcript is spliced from 37 exons.
GGGCCCUUACACACCAUGGCCCCCCGGCGGACAGGGGCCGGCGCCGCCGUGCGCGCCCGCCUGGCUCUGGCCUUGGCGCUGGCAAACGUCCUGAACUGGCCCCCCGCCGCCGCCUGCCCCACCAAGUGUACCUGCUCCGCAGCCAGCGUCGACUGCCACGGGCUGGGCCUCCGGGCGGUACCACGGGGCAUCCCCCGCAACGCCGAGCGCCUCGACCUGGACAGAAAUAAUAUCACCAGGAUCACCAAGAUGGACUUCGCUGGGCUCAGGAAUCUUCGUGUCUUGCAUCUGGAAGACAACCAGGUCAGUGUCAUAGAGAGAGGCGCCUUCCAGGAUCUGAAGCAGCUGGAGCGAUUGCGCCUGAACAAGAAUAAGCUCCAAGUCCUUCCAGAAUUGCUUUUCCAGAGCAACCCGAAGCUCACCAGACUAGACCUGAGCGAAAACCAGAUCCAGGGGAUCCCGAGAAAGGCUUUCCGCGGCAUCGCUGACGUGAAGAACCUGCAACUGGACAACAACCACAUCAGCUGCAUUGAAGAUGGAGCCUUCCGAGCGCUGCGCGAUUUGGAGAUCCUUACCCUCAACAACAACAACAUCAGCCGCAUCCUGGUCACCAGCUUCAACCACAUGCCGAAGAUUCGAACUUUGCGUCUCCACUCCAAUCACCUGUACUGUGACUGCCACUUGGCCUGGCUCUCUGAUUGGCUGCGACAGCGGCGGACAAUUGGCCAGUUCACACUCUGCAUGGCUCCUGUGCAGCUGAGGGGCUUCAACGUGGCAGACGUGCAGAAGAAGGAGUACGUGUGCCCAGGCCCCCAUUCAGAGCCUCCGUCCUGCAAUGCCAACUCCCUCUCCUGCCCUUCAGCCUGCACUUGCAGUAACAACAUCGUGGACUGUCGAGGAAAGGGCUUGACGGAGAUUCCCACCAACCUGCCAGAGGGCAUCGUUGAAGUACGCCUGGAACAGAACUCCAUCAAGUCCAUCCCAGCAGGAGCCUUCACCCAGUACAAGAAACUGAAGCGAAUGUGAGUUUCCCUUGCAAAGAAAAGAGCCCAAAUAAUUGCUCCAUGGGUUUUCCAAGGAGCAACUGUAUUAAAUACAGUGGUGCUCUAUGGGAACAAGAUCACCGAGAUUGCCAAGGGACUGUUUGAUGGGCUGGUAUCCCUACAGCUGCUCCUCCUCAAUGCCAACAAGAUCAAUUGCCUGCGGGUGAACACAUUUCAGGACCUGCAGAACCUCAACCUGCUCUCCCUGUACGACAACAAGCUGCAGACCAUCAGCAAGGGGCUCUUUGCUCCCCUGCAGUCCAUCCAGACGCUCCACUUAGCCCAAAACCCAUUUGUGUGUGACUGCCACUUGAAGUGGCUGGCCGACUACCUCCAGGACAACCCCAUCGAGACCAGCGGGGCCCGCUGCAGCAGCCCACGACGGCUCGCCAACAAGCGCAUCAGCCAGAUCAAGAGCAAGAAGUUCCGCUGCUCAGGCUCAGAGGAUUACCACAGCAGGUUCAGCAGCGAGUGCUUCAUGGACCUUCUGUGCCCGGAGAAGUGCCGCUGUGAGGGCACCAUCGUGGACUGUGCCAACCAGAAGCUGGCCCGCAUCCCAAGCCACCUCCCUGAAUACGUCACCGAUCUGCGACUGAACGACAACGAUAUAUCAGUUCUAGAGGCCACUGGUAUCUUCAAGAAGUUGCCCAACCUGCGGAAAAUAAACCUGAGUAACAACAAGAUCAAGGAGGUGCGUGAGGGUGCCUUUGACGGAGCGGCCAGCGUGCAGGAGCUAAUGCUGACGGGGAACCAGCUGGAGACGGUGCACGGGCGUAUGUUCCGUGGCCUCAGCAGCCUCAAGACACUGAUGCUGAGGAGCAACCUGGUCAGCUGUGUGAGCAACGACACCUUUGCUGGCCUGACUUCAGUGAGGCUGCUGUCCCUCUAUGACAAUCGCAUCACCACCAUCACCCCCGGAGCCUUCACCACGCUUGUCUCCCUAUCCACCAUCAACCUCCUGUCCAACCCCUUCAACUGCAACUGCCACCUGGCAUGGCUCGGCAAGUGGCUGAGGAAGAGACGCAUCGUCAGCGGGAACCCUAGGUGUCAGAAGCCCUUCUUCCUCAAGGAGAUUCCCAUCCAGGACGUGGCUAUCCAGGACUUCACCUGCGACGGCAAUGAUGAGAGCAGCUGCCAGCUGGGCCCACGUUGCCCAGAGCAGUGCACCUGCGUGGACACGGUGGUACGAUGCAGUAACAAGGGGCUCCGCACCCUCCCCAAAGGCAUCCCCAAGGACGUGACCGAGCUGUACCUGGAAGGAAACCACUUAACAGCCGUGCCCAGGGAGCUGUCCGCCCUCCGACACCUGACAUUAAUUGACCUGAGCAACAACAGUAUUGGCGUCCUGACCAACUACACCUUCAGUAACAUGUCACACCUCUCCACUCUGAUCCUGAGCUACAACCGGCUGAGGUGCAUUCCCAUCCAUGCCUUCAAUGGGCUGCGGUCUCUCCGAGUGCUAACCCUCCAUGGCAACGACAUUUCCAGCGUUCCCGAAGGCUCCUUCAAUGACCUGACAUCUCUUUCCCAUCUGGCACUGGGAACCAACCCACUGCACUGUGACUGCAGUCUGCGCUGGCUGUCCGAGUGGGUGAAGGCGGGCUACAAGGAGCCUGGCAUCGCCCGCUGCAGUAGCCCAGAACCCAUGGCUGACAGACUCCUGCUCACCACCCCCACUCACCGCUUCCAGUGCAAAGGGCCAGUGGACAUCAACAUUGUGGCCAAGUGCAAUGCCUGCCUCUCCAGCCCAUGCAAAAACAACGGGACGUGCAGCCAGGAUCCGGUGGAGCUGUACCACUGUACCUGCCCCUAUAGCUACAAGGGCAAAGACUGCAGCAUGCCCAUCAACACCUGCAUUCAGAACCCCUGCCAUCACGGAGGCACCUGCCACCUGAGUGAGAUCCAUAAGGAUGGCUUCAGCUGCUCCUGCCCCUUGGGCUUUGAGGGACAGCGGUGUGAGAUCAACCCAGAUGACUGUGAGGACAAUGACUGCGAAAACAAUGCCACCUGCGUAGAUGGCAUCAAUAACUACGUGUGUGUCUGCCCACCGAACUACACAGGUGAGCUGUGCGAUGAAGUGAUUGACCACUGCGUGCCCGAGAUGAACCUCUGUCAGCAUGAGGCCAAAUGCAUCUCCCUGGACAAAGGAUUCAGGUGUGAGUGCCUCCCUGGCUACAGCGGGAAGUUCUGCGAGACGGACAAUGACGACUGCGUGGCCCAUAAGUGCCGCCACGGGGCCCAGUGCGUGGAUGCGGUCAAUGGCUACACCUGUACCUGCCCCCAGGGCUUCAGUGGGCUCUUCUGUGAGCACCCCCCGCCCAUGGUCCUGCUGCAGACCAGCCCCUGUGACCAGUACGAAUGCCAGAACGGGGCCCAGUGCAUCGUGGUGCAGCAGGAGCCCACCUGCCGCUGUCUGCCAGGCUUCGCCGGGCCCCGCUGUGAGAAGCUCAUCACUGUCAACUUCGUGGGCAAGGACUCCUACGUGGAACUGGCCUCCGCCAAGGUCCGGCCCCAGGCCAACAUCUCCCUGCAGGUGGCCACUGACAAGGACAACGGCAUCCUUCUCUACAAGGGAGACAACGACCCCCUGGCGCUGGAGCUGUACCAGGGCCACGUGAGGCUCAUAUAUGACAGCUUGAGCUCCCCGCCAACCACGGUGUACAGCGUGGAGACGGUGAAUGACGGGCAGUUUCACAGUGUGGAGCUGGUGAUGCUGAACCAGACCCUGAACCUGGUGGUGGAUAAAGGAGCCCCCAAGAGUCUGGGGAAGCUCCAGAAGCAGCUGGCAAUGGGCAUCAACAGCCCCCUCUACCUUGGAGGUAUCCCUACCUCCACGGGCCUCUCGGCCCUGCGCCAGGGUGGGGACCGGCCACUGGGCGGCUUCCACGGCUGCAUCCACGAAGUGCGCAUCAACAACGAGCUGCAGGACUUCAAGGCCCUCCCGCCGCAGUCGCUGGGGGUCUCACCAGGCUGCAAGUCCUGCUCCGUGUGCAAACAUGGCCUGUGCCGCGCGGUGGAGAAGGACAGUGUGGUGUGUGAGUGCCACCCGGGAUGGGCCGGCCUGCUCUGCGACCAGGAGGACUGGGACCCCUGCCUCAGCCACAGCUGCAGCCAUGGAAAAUGUGUGGCAACUGGGACCUCAUACACGUGCAUGUGUGCCGAGGGCUAUGGAGGGGCCUUGUGUGACCACAAGAAUGACUCUGCCAAUGCCUGCGCAGCCUUCAAGUGUCACCACGGGCAGUGCCACGUCUCAGAUCGAGGGGAGCCCUACUGCCUGUGCCAGCCCGGCUUUAGUGGAGAGCACUGUGAACAAGAGAAUCCAUGCCUGGGGGAGGUAGUCCGAGAGGUGAUUCGCCGCCAGAAGGGCUAUGCGUCAUGCACCACAGCCUCCAAGGUGCCCAUAAUGGAAUGUCACGGGGGCUGUGGGCCCCAGUGCUGCCAGCCCAUCCGUAGCAAGCGGCGGAAGUAUGUCUUCCAGUGCACGGACGGCUCCUCGUUUGUGGAAGAGGUGGAGAGACACUUAGAGUGUGGCUGCCACCCAUGUUCCUAAGCCCCUCUGCCCACCCACCCACUGCCUUUCAGACUCCAGCUUGGUGAGGUUGGGACAGCAAUGCGAAAUCCCCUUGAGAUUCAGUGAGGAAGAGGAAGCUGGAGAAGAAGAAAAAGAAGAAGAGAAUAUUAAGUAUAUUGUAAAAUAAACAAAAAAAUAGAACUUAUUUUUAUUAUGGAAAGUGACUAUUUUCAUCUUUUAUUAUAUAAAUAUAUCACACCGUCUGAGUAUAUGUACCAUAUAGUGAGUUAUUUUUACC